Molecule: messenger RNA, 1023 nt
Organism: Phytophthora sojae
Lineage: Eukaryota; Oomycota; Peronosporomycetes; Peronosporales; Peronosporaceae
Exons: 1
Coding region: 1-1023 (340 amino acids)
Biological process (GO): N-acylphosphatidylethanolamine metabolic process
Cellular component (GO): cytoplasm
Molecular function (GO): A2-type glycerophospholipase activity; glycerophospholipid phospholipase A1 activity
Source: RefSeq, a predicted model, not a curated record
AUGGCGGCUCCCUCGUUCGCGCUGGGCGACGUCGUGCGCUUCGACCGCGGGCAGUACAGCCACCUGGCGCUGUAUGUGGGCGGUAACCGUGUGGCGCACUUGUGGUCGCCCUCGGAGCGCGACUUCCAGGUGCGCGUGGACUCGAUCCGCUCCGUGCAGCGCUCGAACGCCGCUGAGGCGUCCGAGCCGCCCGAGAAGUUCACAGACGAGCUCGACAAGAGGAUGCUGGCGGACCACAAUUUACAGCCGCUGGAGGGGGGCGAGGUGGUGCGUCGUGCCAUGUCGCGGCUCGGAGAGGCGCAGUACAGCUACUUGGCGCACAACUGCGAGCACUUCGUGACCUGGGCGCGCUACGGCUUCGGCGCGUCGCCGCAGGUGGCGUCCAACGCUAACCAAGUGCUGGCAGGCGCCAUGGUAGGCGCUGUAGUCGGCGGCAUGGCUGGAUUUGUCGUGGGAGGGCUCAUCUCGCUGUUCACCAAGGCGGACGCACUCACGACGUCCUCUGGCGUGGGGGCUUCCAUGGGUUCGGCGUCGGCUGGAAUGCCAGCAGAGUUAUCUAACGGAGAAGCGUCGUCGGAGGAAGGGAACGACCGCCAGAGUGAGACGGAGGAGCAGGUGCGUCGGGCUGCGAGGGAGCUGUUGUGGAAUACUCUCCCGGCAGCUAGUGCGCCGGCGGCAAUGGAUGCGAUGACGCAGAUGGAGAAUUGGGUUGAGACACGAAGACGCCGCGCGGCGGCGGACUCGGCGAGGAAGUACUCGGACGAUCGCCACAAUACUCUGGCGAACCGACUGGUGGAGGAGGAGUUGCAGUGCAGUAUCUGCUACUCCGAUUUGCUGCGCGUGCGAGCGGUGGCUUUCCCGUGCGACCACUUCACGUGCGCUGUGUGCUACGCUGCGGUCCAGGCCAACAUGGAAGGGGAAAAGUGCUGCCCGUAUUGCCGUCUGCCGAUCGUGGAUGCGGAGGAAAUUCACAAGUCCACGAAGCUGCGAGCGAAACACCUCCUCCACAGAGACGAUGAGUGA